Messenger RNA from Teleopsis dalmanni, 932 nucleotides. RefSeq names its product PRA1 family protein 3. The record is from RefSeq and is a predicted model, not a curated record. The transcript has 2 exons. Lineage: Eukaryota; Metazoa; Arthropoda; Insecta; Diptera; Diopsidae. Bases 266 to 877 code for a protein of 203 amino acids. Gene Ontology annotation, cellular component: membrane.
UUGUUGUGAACAUUAACAAGUGUAGAAACCCAUUCAGACCGCGAACAGAAUCUUAAUUUCGUUCUAUAUUUUGCUUAUUUAGGUCGUUCGGAUAUUCUUUGCUGUAAAACAUUGAAAAGUUUGACUAUUGAUGGGCUGCUAAGUUUGAUGUAGUGUUUUGCGUCAUCUAUUAAAACACAUAUGUUGUUUCUGUACGAAGAAAUUUGCUUAAAAUUUGUUUUUUAAGAUUGAAGACCAAUAAUAAGUAAAAAAGUCAAAAUAAAUAAUGACUAAUAGUGGUAAUUUUGGAUUGUCGUCUGACUCAGCACAAACUUUGCAGUUGCCUCCAUUGCGUUCCUUGGAUGAUUUUGUGUUAGGUUCGGCACGAUUUCAGCUACCUAAUCUCCAAGAUUUAGAGAAAUGGGGGAAUCGAGUUGUAAAAAAUCUUCUUUAUUAUCAAACUAAUUACUUUUUAAUGUUUGUAACGAUAUAUGGUAUAAUUUUAAUAUGUAAUCCUCUAAAAAUAUUUUCUGGUCUUAUGGUACAAAUUGUGACAAUUGCUAUAUAUAUAAACUUUUUUCGGGUAUGUUCUAUAUCUAAGUUGAAUUUUGCGAGCCGGUAUGCACCCGUAAAGGCAAAUCCGCAAUUAAAGUGGUAUUUCAUGGCGAUCGGAUUGAUUUGUGGUUAUCUUGUAUUGUAUUGGCUUGAGGCGAUUUUGGUAUCGAUGUUUGCCUUCUUUUUUCCUUUCUCAAUAAUUUUUUUACACUCUUCGUUACGGUUGCGGAAUAUUAAAAACAAAGUGGUUAACACAAUGGAAAGUUUAAACAUUAACACAUCAACGCCCAUGGGAAUAUUUCUUGACACUUUUAAUAUUAAAGCAGAAAGCUUCUUAAGUUAGAUUUUAAACCAUCUGUAUAAAUAUAUGUUGAACUAUAGUUAUUUAAUUUAAUAUA